This is a messenger RNA of Paramecium sonneborni, 1428 nucleotides long. The record is from the annotation of a GenBank genome assembly. NCBI's taxonomy places the organism in Eukaryota, Ciliophora, Oligohymenophorea, Peniculida, Parameciidae.
AUGUUUUGGGUUUAAGCAAUAGCAAGUCCUUGUAUAUUAUUAGUCCAUAUAAUUUGGGUGUCUAUUGAUUUGUUCUUAACUAGAAGAAAAAUGAUAGAAAAGAAACUUGAAGUUGGACUGUAAGCAAUGACAAAUUAUAUCUUAUGUAAAUGAAUGAAUAAUUUAAUAGAAAAUACAAUAUUUAAUUAUUUAGAUUCAUUAGAUUUGAAAAUAGUAGAUGCUCCUUCAAGAAAGAACACAAAUUCUCCUUUAAGAUCAGAAUCUAAAGAAUAAAAGGAAUUGAAAAAAUUGCAUGAAUAUGAUGGAACAAUAAUUUGUAAUUGUUACGAUUGUUUUUGUGAGGAAUGUCCUUGGGAAAGAAAAUGUAUGUGUGAUUGUUGUUAUUCAAUUGGUUAAUGUUGUACAACAGUGUAAAAUAAAAUUUUGGAAUCUCUUAAAUAUAUAAUAUUCUUUUUAACAAAACCUUACUUUUACAUAAUUUUGAAUUCUUAUUUUUGGUAUGCUGAGAGCAAUGGAGCAAUAUUAGUGCUUGGAAUAUUUUUUAAUAGUUUAUAAUUUUUUGUACUUUUAUUCGCUUUUUCAUUUUUGUCAACAAAAAGAGAAAUGAUGAGAUUGGAUAAGAGUAAGGAAGAUGAUAGAGGGUUGCUUUUAUAUCAUCACAUUAGAAAAGCAAUAAUUUUUACUUUCUUUUUAAUACUUCUAUUUAUUUUUUUUGGAGUAGCUAUAGAUCAAUUACUUUUUAAGCAUUAGAUACUUUAAUAAAUUCCAUAAUGUAACAAAGUUUUUAUAAUAUAUAAUAUUAUGUUUUUAUUUUUUGGAAGUGCGGUAUCUGUUUUACUGAUGAGUUACAAUAAUUGUUUGAGUAAUGAUUUAAUUCAAGAUAAUGAUAAUAUACUUAAGGCUUAACAAAGAUUAUAUAUAAUGUAGAACAAUUUGAUAAAAUACUUUCCAAGUGAAGAGUAAUUUUAGAAGUAUGUAGUAGAAUGCAAUUUUGAUGAUCAAUAAAUAUCAAGAUUGAUUCAUGAGAAAUGUUCUGAAGCUAAAUCAAAUUUAUAGUUAUCAUUGGGUGCUAAUGAUAAACAGUAAUUUAAAAAGAUAAAAAAGAAUUUAGGAUAAAGUAAAUUAAUAAUAGGUAGUUUGGUGUUUUAUUUGUAUCUCCAAACAUAUUUAACAUUGUUGGCAAGUUUUGGUUUCUUUUUGAGUUUAGGUAUAAAUAUUACAAAUCCACAAACAGAUGAUUGGAAGAACGUAUUUAAUAAUAUGAUUUGCCCUAAAGAUUGCACUACUAUCAACUGGCUCUAUGUAUGUGAAAUUUGCUUAUUAAGUUUAUAAAUAGCAUAAGCUUUAAUUUUACCACAUGCAUUGCCUUACUUAUUUAUAAAAAAAGAAUUGUUUGGAUAAGAUUAUGGUGAAUGGUAGUAAUAAUGA